This is a messenger RNA of Lactuca virosa, 650 nucleotides long. The record is from the annotation of a GenBank genome assembly. NCBI's taxonomy places the organism in Eukaryota, Viridiplantae, Streptophyta, Magnoliopsida, Asterales, Asteraceae.
AUGGCAUCUUCCGUGAAUUUCAAUCGCCAACUUCACCGCCUUUUCCACCAAUACAUCUAUUCCACAGAGUUAAACAUAUGGUUAUUGCAGACGAUUUGGAAUAGUUGUCAUCCACCACCACCGAUGGUCUCGUUUCCCAAAAAGCCCUUCUUGUUCAAGUAUACGCUUAUCCCCAAAGGGAAAGAAAACGGUGCUCUAAAGCUUCUAUUUCUGUUAUCGAUGUGAUGCUAUGAAACCCGCAGUUGAAACCUUGUCAAAUCUAUAUGUCUUUUGCAUCACCCAUAUCAAAGGAGUUGGUUGAACACGACACACACCAUGGGAGAUGUGCACUGUGAUAAAAAUCGAAGAAGUUAAGAUCCAGCUACAAAAAUUAUCACAAAGUGAACUUCAUGAACCACAAACUAAGAGAACUUGGCUUCCCUGCAUGAUCAAUUCCUACGAUCCAACUUGCCUCAAUGUCGAUUAUCCUUCCUUUCUACAUUUUGCAGGAAAAUUCACCAAACAUCCUCAAGGAGACAUUUUAAUGUUCUGUUGCAUCUAUGGGAGUUUUUGUUAAUAUUUAGUGGCAACUAAUUUUUAGUGAGAACUUUAUCUUAUUUUUUCUGGCAAACAUACAUGAAUAAAAUCAUAUAUGAGCAACUAAUACAUCA